Paraglomus occultum is the source of this 216-nucleotide messenger RNA. The record is from the annotation of a GenBank genome assembly. Lineage: Eukaryota; Fungi; Glomeromycota; Glomeromycetes; Paraglomerales; Paraglomeraceae.
UACUAUGUAUUAUUUGCAAUGUUGACUAACUUGAACUCGUUUCUUUUUUCUGUGUUUCCAUAUGCCUUUGUUGAAAAUUAUCAGAGCAUGGUUCACACACUUUUUAAUGUAUUUUCAGUAAAAGCAUUGACACUGGUUAAUGCUCCACCUCGAGCCGCCAUUCAAUGGGCAAAGGCACCCUACGCCCUUCCUGAAAUUGAUUUUAGAAAAUUAUAG